AUGUCUGAUGGCGAAUACUACUUUGACGGCUACUUGAUAGACGUAGUCGACGAAGAUUGGCGGAGUGACGUUUUGCCCCACGAAAAUAUCUUGAUUAAACCGAAUCAACUUCCGGAAUCUGAUUCUGACCCUGAGGCAUUCGUUAAUCAACGAAGAUUUGGCUCCGUUCCCUCCGGUGAUUGGCCCAACGAACGCUGGAACGAACUUGAUCUUCACGGCCUAAUCUUUAGAAGCUAUCUUGCGGAAUACCCUCACCCUCCGCUUCCCCCGUUACCUCCUGCACGCCCUCGAUAUCUCCACUAA
Molecule: messenger RNA, 303 nt
Organism: Protopolystoma xenopodis
Lineage: Eukaryota; Metazoa; Platyhelminthes; Monogenea; Polystomatidea; Polystomatidae
Source: the annotation of a GenBank genome assembly